Malania oleifera is the source of this 1550-nucleotide messenger RNA. RefSeq lists its product as uncharacterized. The coding region runs from base 370 to 1218 and encodes 282 amino acids. Gene Ontology annotation, cellular component: mitochondrial inner membrane. NCBI's taxonomy places the organism in Eukaryota, Viridiplantae, Streptophyta, Magnoliopsida, Santalales, Ximeniaceae. The transcript has 8 exons. The record is from RefSeq and is a predicted model, not a curated record. Gene Ontology annotation, biological process: potassium ion transport; proton transmembrane transport.
GCCCCUUAUACUCGUGUCCUCUGAACAGGGGGACCGCUAAGAAAUCUUCCACUGUGAUCUGUGCCCUGUGGUCUCUGUAAGCGCGCCGCGUCACUUGUCCCCUGCAUCUUCCGGUUUUCUCCUUUCAACCGGGCCGGCGGAGGAAGCUCCCGACUGCGACUCCGAGUUCGAAAUUUAGCACUUAGUGCUCGCCGUCUGCCUCUUGGUCAUUUGGCCGGCUAUACAAUGGCUUUCUGCGAGUGUGGCCGUCGUUCUUCAUGAUUCGGCGGACGAAAUGGAAAAGAAAUUUGAUUUAAUCUUCUUGCUUUGAACAUUGAUUUUUUCUAGGGUUUGGGUUCUUAUAGAUACGAAAGUCCAGUGCUUGGCAUCAUGAGAGCCCGAUUGGUUGUGUUUCCUGUCAGAGGAAGGAAUUGGUGCUUUAGCAGAUCCAUUGACCCUUCAGUUUCGGAGUCCGAGUCCGUUUGCACGCCCUCAACAUUGAAAGACCUCUGGAAGAAGAUCUCCUCCGAUCACAAGCCCAUCACCGCUAACGCUCAACUCAUUGUUGAUUUCGCCGCUAAUAAGAUGAACCGAGCUUGGAUUAAUCUCGAAAAGGCGCCUGAUGGAAGCUUCAAAAAUAAGAUUCAUGGAUUGGGAUUGCGUCUCCUGGCUCGUGUUAAGCCUGCGGAGAUUUUUUUGAAAUCCAUUUCUAAAGAAGUCUCAAAUGUUGAAAUUACAUAUCCCUCAAGCUUAAAUGCACGACUUGUACGCCGAAGGCUAAGACAUGUUGCAAUAAGGGGAACUAUUAUUCACAAGAAGUACUUCUAUGGUGCAGUUUCAUUGCUUCCACUGACAAGUGCAUUCACUGUCCUUCCUCUGCCUAAUGUCCCAUUCUUUUGGGUUUUAUUCCGCACCUAUUCUCACUGGCAAGCUCUCAAGGGAAGUGAAAGGCUUCUUCAGCUUGUCUCAGAUGGCUCACAGGAACAGAAGUCUUCUUCUGAGGACCCUCAGGAGGCACAUGGGAUUGGAGUUGCAGAUAAAAAUGUUUGGCCUGGAAAUGGAAGUUCUUCUAAACAUUCUUCUGAUUAUCCAUGGGUCUUGCGGCCUUCAAAGGAGCUGGAUAAACUUCUUCGGGAUGGAGAUGCUGAUGAUGCUGUAGAUAAGCGUGCUAUCUUGGAAAUCUGCAAGACCUUUGAUUUGGACAUGAAGGAUGUCUUGAAAUUUCGGAAUUCAACAUAGUUCAAAGUUGUGCAUAUUGUCAUAUGGUGCAGGACAUAGCAAGGUUUCAGCCUGAAGGAGAGGAAAUGCCAUUGCAUUUAUUUGGAGAAUCGUCUCGUACAAUGACCCUGAAAAUGAGCCCAUGGGUGGAUGAUUCCAAGCUCUAUCGGGUUGUCCCUCGCUGUCUAGACAUUUUUUUUUUUUUUUUUCAGAAAGGAUGUUGAACAUAGUCAUUUAUUGAUUGAUUCAAACUCUGGAAAAUUUUGUUGAUUUGAUAAAUCAUGAUUGAUUAACAUGUACGUGCAACCCGAAUUUGAUGAAAAGAUUUCUUAUAUAUAUUUUUGUUGCUAUCA